UGGGGCCAACAGGCGGGUCUCGAAAAUGUUCGGUCGGAAACAGCACCAGUGACCACGCACUUGGCCACGCCCACCACCAAAACCCCAUUUUGAUCCAGAAAAACUAAACUUUUGACACUAUAGUGGAGAGCAUCAGCCAUAAUUUCGCUGGGGUUGGGCUCUGGAUGUGUGCAAAGAAAGAAGAAAAGCAGAAUUGUCUUUUGUGAACACUGUGGUUUUAAGUCAUGAGUCACCUACCUAGAUUCUGGAACCUGGGAUGGUCUUCCUUUCUUGACUGGUGGAGUAAUCAGAGUGUUGUUUCAGAGCAAGGACCUUCUCCCCUGUAUGGUCAGCAGGAUAUGAAUGAACCUCUUCUGGACAACAGUGAAGGCCAGCUCUUCCUGACCGAGGCUUUUAAAGUCAUCAUUGAGGAGGUGCUAUGUAAAGGCACAGACGUCAAAGAGAAGGUGUGUGAGUGGCGCGAGCCAGAGGAGUUAGCUGCUCUGCUAGAUCUGGAGCUGCGAGAGAAUGGGGAGCCGCAACACCAGCUGCUGCAGAGAAUACGGGAUGUGGCCAAGUACAGUGUCAAGACCAAUCAUCCGCGGUUCUUCAAUCAGCUCUUUGCAGGGGUGGACUACCAUGCCUUGACAGGACGAUUCCUUACGGAGGCUCUUAACACUAGCCAGUAUACCUAUGAGGUGGCUCCAGUGUUUGUCCUGAUGGAAGACGAGGUACUCUCCAAGCUACGUUCUCUAGUUGGGUGGGCAGAGGGAGAUGGCAUCUUCUGCCCAGGCGGUACCAUGUCUAACAUGUAUGCCAUGAACGUAGCACGCUACCGGGCCUUCCCAGAAGUAAAACUUAAGGGAAUGUGGUCCCUCCCUCGACUAGCUGUCUUUACAUCUCAACAGAGCCACUACUCUGUGAUGAAAGCGGCUGCAUUUCAGGGUAUUGGGACUGAGAACGUGUUUAAGGUCAAAGUGGAUGACAGGGGUUGCAUGAUUCCAGAAGACCUUGGUGAGACAAUUGAGCUGGCGAAAUCUCAAGGGGCAGUGCCAUUCUUUGUCCAUGCCACAUCAGGAACGACUGUACAAGGCGCCUUUGACCCACUGGAGCCCAUCGCUGACAUCUGUGACAGACAGGGGUUGUGGAUGCAUGUGGAUGCAGCCUGGGGGGGGAGUGUUCUCUUCUCAAAGGAACACAAACAUCUCAUGAGAGGAGUUGAGAGAGCCGAUUCAGUGACUUGGAAUCCACACAAGAUGAUGCUGACGGGCUUGCAGUGUUCAGCCAUUCUGCUCAAGGACACCACACACCUAUUGAAACAUUGCCACAGUGCGGAUGCAAAGUACCUCUUCCAGCAGGACAAGUUCUAUGACACGAGUCUGGACACGGGGGACAAGUCGAUACAGUGUGGCCGUAAGGUUGACUGCCUGAAGCUGUGGUUGAUGUGGAAAGCUGUAGGGUCAAAAGGCUUGGAAGAGCGUGUUGACAGGGCUUUCACCCAUACAAGAUAUCUGGUGGAGGAGAUGCAGAGAAGAGAGGGCUUUGAACUUAUCGGGAAGCCGUUGUUUGUGAACGUGUGUUUCUGGUUCAUACCACCCAGUCUGAGGGGAAAGGAGAACAGUCCAGACUACAAUGACAGAUUGUCAAAGGUGGCUCCAGUGAUUAAGGAGCGAAUGAUGAAGCAGGGUACUAUGAUGUUGGGCUACCAGCCUCAGGGUGGACGAGUCAACUUCUUCCGCAUGAUAGUCAUCUCACCGCAGCUCUCCCACCAAGAUAUGACAUUCUGUCUGAAUGAGAUUGAGAGGCUUGGGAAUGAUCUGUGAUCUGUAAUUAUACCUAAAUAUGGUCUUGCACCUCCAUCUAUGUCAUGACUCAACAGACAUGUCAGUUUUUUUAACAAUAUGAUCCAUUUUUCAUCAGUCUAAUGGCACUGAUUGUGGACACAGAUGCCAAACAAAGUGUUUGAAAUGUGGUAUGUGACACAGUAAUAAACCUAGUCCAGUGACUUAUUGUAUGGCA
Oncorhynchus kisutch (coho salmon) is the source of this 1998-nucleotide messenger RNA. Its product is annotated as cysteine sulfinic acid decarboxylase. The coding region runs from base 225 to 1802 and encodes 525 amino acids. Gene Ontology annotation, cellular component: cytoplasm. Gene Ontology annotation, biological process: taurine biosynthetic process; carboxylic acid metabolic process. The record is from RefSeq and is a predicted model, not a curated record. The transcript has 16 exons. Lineage: Eukaryota; Metazoa; Chordata; Actinopteri; Salmoniformes; Salmonidae. Gene Ontology annotation, molecular function: sulfinoalanine decarboxylase activity; pyridoxal phosphate binding.